Cervus elaphus (red deer) is the source of this 2344-nucleotide messenger RNA. It is a transcript of the gene RAC1, whose product is annotated as Rac family small GTPase 1. The record is from RefSeq and is a predicted model, not a curated record. The transcript has 7 exons. Gene Ontology annotation, molecular function: GTPase activity; GTP binding; protein kinase binding. Gene Ontology annotation, cellular component: dendritic spine; cytoplasmic vesicle; cell cortex. Gene Ontology annotation, biological process: actin filament organization; regulation of cell shape; regulation of actin cytoskeleton organization. NCBI's taxonomy places the organism in Eukaryota, Metazoa, Chordata, Mammalia, Artiodactyla, Cervidae. Bases 305 to 868 code for a protein of 187 amino acids.
GAGCGGCCAUUUCCUGUUUCUCUGCAGUUUUCCCCAGCUUUGGGUGGUGGCUGCUGCUGGGCUCCGGCGUUCCGUCGGCGGAGGGCGAGGCGGCGUGGACAGCGGCCCCGGCACCCCGCGCCUUGCCGCCCGCAGCCGCGCGCCCGCCCGCCCGCCUCUCCCCGAGCUCGCCGCCUUUCUCCUUAGCGCCCGGCCGCCGCCGCCGCCGCGGCCCAGCGAGCGGCCCAGAUGCAGGCCAUCAAGUGUGUGGUGGUGGGAGACGGAGCUGUGGGUAAGACUUGCCUCCUGAUCAGUUACACUACCAAUGCAUUUCCUGGAGAAUACAUCCCCACUGUAUUCUUAUACCAUUUUUGUACCAAUGAUUGAAGAAUCUUUCCCCUUCUCACUGAAGCAAAGCUUUGACAACUACUCUGCCAAUGUCAUGGUGGAUGGAAAACCCGUGAAUCUGGGCUUGUGGGACACAGCCGGACAAGAAGAUUAUGACCGAUUACGCCCCCUGUCCUACCCGCAGACAGAUGUAUUCUUAAUUUGCUUUUCUCUUGUGAGUCCUGCAUCAUUUGAAAAUGUUCGUGCAAAGUGGUACCCUGAAGUGCGACACCACUGUCCCAACACACCCAUCAUCCUGGUGGGGACGAAACUUGACCUGAGGGACGAUAAAGACACGAUUGAGAAGCUGAAGGAGAAGAAGCUGACGCCCAUCACCUACCCGCAGGGCUUGGCCAUGGCCAAGGAGAUCGGUGCCGUCAAAUACCUGGAGUGCUCGGCGCUCACGCAGCGAGGCCUCAAGACAGUGUUUGAUGAAGCGAUCCGGGCGGUUCUCUGCCCGCCCCCCGUCAAGAAGAGGAAGAGAAAGUGCCUGCUCUUGUGAACGUCUGCCCCCCACCGUCCGCCCCCAGGACCCUUUGUAUGCUUUGCUCAAACGUGGAGCCUUCGCACUCAAUGCCAAGUUUUUGUUACAGAUUAGUUUUUCCAUAAAACCGUUUUGAACCAAUCAGUAAUUUCUAGGUUUUGUUUGUUUAAAGUGUAAGAGUUCAAACUUUCACAUUCUAUUAAAGUUCAGCCCUAAAAUGACAAGCUUCCUUAAAGCCUUAUUUUUCAAAGCCCCUAUUCUUGCUCAGAGUUGCCAAAACACUUUGUGAACUAAGUUGCAUUGUUGGGCUGAGAACACUGAGCGCUGAGCUGUGGAGAGACCUUUGUCUGCAAGAGACUAGCUUUGGAGGCAGGAGGUGCAGACCCUCGCUGACGAGUUUCAGGCGGGAAGAGCGCGCACAGCCUCCUUCCUGAAACGCUGCACCUGACGAGUCACGAUGUCGCAGCCCACGCUCCCUACCUGACACUGUACUGUACGUCAGCGCACGGGCCUAACAGCUCACUCUUUGGAUCAGUCUUUUUGAUUUUGUAGUGAGAUUUUUUAAAACGAGUUAGUGUUUUAGCUCUUGUGAGAUUCUGAACAGAACUCAGUGCUCCCUGCAAUGAAGUGUUCUGUCCGUGGGUGCCCUGGGGUGGAGUGUGUGGGACGCUUGUCAUCAAAGGAUGGAGACAGUAUUUUGACAAAAUGUGGAGAUUAAUUUACACUACAUUGUACACAUAAUCAUUAAAACUGUUAAAAGCACCACGGGUAGAGGUUUUAAAAGGUUAAUUUCUGUCAAAUGCGGUAGAUAAAGAAAGGUCGGUAUUAUCAGUGAGUGUUUUCUUCAGCUUUUCCUUUUCCUAAACCUGCCCACCCCUUCUGAAAUUGGGCAUUUAAUCCAUCUUGACCUGGUCAUCCUCAUAGUUGCUAACUUAGUGUUUUUCUUAUAGAGCCCAUUCUUAAUGAGCAAUAUGCCUCCUUGUAUUAUAAAAUCUUUCUGAAUAUGCAUUAGAAAAUUUUUUUGUAGCUUAGUAAAAGUGCACUCCUGUUUUCAUGUUGCUUUACUCAAAGCUAAUAAGUGCUUUCCUUAGUUUUCUAGUAAACUAGGUGUAAAAAUCAUGUGUUGCAGCUUUAUGGUUUUUGAGAUACUUCAGAUAUUCCUAAACUGUAAGCCUCAGCGUCACUGGCCAGAUGACCGACGCCGCACCGUGACUAACGACUGACCCCUCCUGCCUCACCGCGUGCAGACGCUUCUGUCCUUGCCCUAACUGUGCUCCCUGGGGUCUGUGAGGUUCCGUCAGCCCCGUGCUUGUGCUAACCAAGUUCUGUACAACGUACCCACUGGCAAGAAUACGAGCUUGGACCUUUCAACCACUAGAACAAAAUUUUUUAAAUUGACAGUUGCAGAAUUGUGGAGUGUUUUUACAUUGAUCUUUUGCUAACGCGAUUAGCAGUAUGUUUUGCAUGUAUGACUUAAUAAAUCCUUGAAUCAUA